CGUUUUCUUUUCGAGCGAACCAUCAGGGGCUAUAGCUAGCUGGGCUACCUACCCAAAGUGCGGGGAGAAGCGAAAUCAAAAGAAAAGUGUCGGAUCGGAGUGUGCAAAUGCAACAAUCAUUGUCGGUCGCCGAGUGCUGAGAAGAGAAAGAGUGCGCAAACAGGCAGGGACUAGGGACGGUUUCUUCACUUUACCACCAAUCAUUCGCCAUUCAACAGAAGAAGAAGCAUAACGAGCAAAAGUGACUGCGUGUGGUUUUUCUUCGCUGGCCUACUACGUGUAACCUUCCGGUGAUUGGACGGGUAUUACUGUCUGGUUCUUCCCUUGAAAGGUUCGUGUGCGAUUGUGUACGGGACAGUCACGGGAACUUCGAAAUUUGUGGGGGGAACGAUCCGGCGAGACCGAGAAGGAAAAAAAACCAGGACCUAAAUUAGUUUCAUCACUGCUUCCAGAUUACUGCCGGAUUUGUAGGGUUGUUACGUUGCUAAUUUGACCGAACCAUGAGUGCUGCUCCAGCUGCCCAGGCUCCGGCCCCAGCGCCGGUUCUCAAGAAGGGAAUCGUCAAGCAGGUUCUGUCCGGCGAUUCUGUGAUCAUCCGAGGCCAACCCAAGGGAGGACCCCCACCAGAGAAGCAGAUCAAUUUUGCCGGUGUGAUCGCCCCGAAACUUGCCCGCCGCCCAACCGGAAAUUCCACUGAGGUUUCCAAAGAUGAACCGUACGCAUGGGAAGCGCGUGAGUAUUUGCGCCAGCGUCUCAUCGGGCAGGAGGUGUACUUCUAUUCGGAACGUCCUCCGAACGCCAACCGUGACUACGGAUACGUCUGCCUCGGUAAGGAUGCGGCGACGUCGGAGAACAUUGUCGAAUCGAUCGUUUCCGAAGGUUUAGUGAGUGUGCGACGUGAUAACGUGCGCCAAACUCCGGAACUUACCCGCCUUAUCGAGCUGGAAGAUGCAGCCAAGGCUGCCCGAAAGGGAAAGUGGGGCGAUUCGCCUGUGGCCGACCACGUGCGAAACAUCACCUGGACCAUCGAGAAUCCGAAAUCGUUCUUCGAUCAGAACGAAGGCAAGCUCAUCAAGGGCAUCAUUGAGCAUGUCCGCGAUGGGUCCACGGUUCGUGCUUUCCUCCUGCCUGGUUUCCAACAUAUUACGCUGAUGAUGUCCGGCAUCCGUUGCAAUGGGUUCAAGCUCGAUGCGGAAGGAAAGCCGGAUACCACCGCGGAAGUUCCUUUUGCGGAGGAAGCUCGUUUCUUCGUUGAAUCCCGCCUGCUGCAACGUGAGGUCGAAAUCCGACUGGAAUCGAUUAAUAACUCGAACUUUGUCGGUACGAUCAUCUUCCCCAAGGGAAACAUUGCCGAAGCACUGCUGCGGGAAGGUUUCGCCAAGACAGUCGAGUGGAGCAUCCGGUACGUGAAGGAAGGCGUUGAUCGCCUGCGAGCUGCCGAAAAACAUGCUAAGACCAACAAAUUGCGCCUGUGGAAGGAUUAUCAAGCCCCAACGGUUACCUACAACGCCAAGGACAAGGACCUGGCCGGAACGGUGGUGGAAGUGUACAACGGAGACGCCAUCUCGGUCAAGGUGAACAAUACUCUCGUCAAGAAGGUGUUCUUCUCGAGCAUCAAGCCCCCGAGGGAUGCCGCCCGCGCUGCCGAUGAGGAAGGCAACAUUCCAGCUCGACCGAAGGGAUCCCGGCCCCUGUACGAUAUCCCGUGGAUGUUCGAGGCCCGCGAGUUCCUGCGCAAGAAGCUGAUCGGCAAGAAGGUUAACUGCAGCCUGGACUACGUGACCCCGGCCCGCGACAACUUCCCGGAGAAGUACUGCUACACCGUCAAGCUGGGCGAAACCAACAUUGCCGAGGCGCUGGUUGAGAAGGGUUUGGCCACCGUCAUCAAGUACCGACAGGAUGACGACCAACGUUCGGUGCAUUACGAUGUGCUGCGUGAGGCCGAGCGACAAGCCCAGAAGGGUCUGAAGGGUAUGUUCUCGAAGGAGGCUCCGACGCAUCGCAUCAACGACCUGACGACGGAUCAUUCCCGCAUCAAGCAUCAAUAUCUGCCCUCGUGGCAGCGUGCCCUGCGAACCGAAGCUGUCGUUGAGUUCGUGGCUAGCGGAUCCCGGUUCCGUAUCUUCUGUCCCAAGGACAGCUGUCUGGUGACGUUCCUGCUGGCCGGUAUCUCCUGCCCUCGGUCGUCUCGUCCUGCCGUUGGAAAUGCUCCGGCUCAGGAAGGAGAACCCUAUGGUGAUGAGGCCCUUUCGUUUAGCAAGGAACGCAUUUUGCAGCGCGACGUCAGCGUGAAGAUCGAAUCGACUGAUAAGGCCGCAACCAGCGUAAUCGGAUGGCUAUGGACCGAAAACAACGUUAAUUUGUCCGUUGCUCUGGUCGAGGAAGGUCUGGCCUCGGUGCACUUUACUGCUGAAAAGACGGAACAUUUCCGAGCUCUGAGCGAGGCUGAAGCCCGCGCCAAGGCCAAGCGGAAGAACAUCUGGAAGGACUAUGUCGAAAAGGUCGAGGAUGAGAACAAAGAAAAUGAGGAGGAAAAGGAAGACACCGCUGCACCUGCCGACCGGAAGGUCAAGUAUGAGAACGUUGUCAUCACCGAAGUUACUCCGGAGCUGCACUUCUAUGCCCAGCACGCCGACCAGGGAAGCAAACUGGAAGAGCUGAUGACCAAGCUGCGCCAGGACUUCCGUGCAAUGCCUCCCGUCACUGGAGCGUACAACCCCAAGCGCGGUGAAAUGUGUGCUGCGAAGUUCUCGGAGGACAACGAAUGGUACCGCGCCAAGGUUGAAAAGUUCGAAAAGGGCGGCAACGCAUCGGUCCUCUACGUUGAUUAUGGCAACCGAGAGACCGUUCCAACGACCCGUCUCGCGAUGCUUCCACCUGCCUUCCUGUCCAGCAAGCCGUACGCGCACGAGUACUGCGUGGCCCUGGUGAACCUGCCGACUGACGAGGACGACAAGGCGGACGCGCUGAAGGCCUUCGCCCAGGACACCCUGAACAAAAACCUGCAGAUGAACAUCGAGUAUCGCGUGAGCGGUGCCGAGUACGUGACCCUGUUUGAUCCUGCCGCCAAGACCGACAUCGUCAAGGAACUGAUCGCUGACGGUUUCCUGAUCGCCGAUAAGAACAAGAAAGAUCGGCGGCUGCAGAAGCUGAUAACCGAAUACAAGGAGGCUGAACAGUCUGCCCGCAAGAACCGCAACGGCAUCUGGCAGUACGGUGACAGCACCGAGGACCAGGCCGCUGAGUUCGGUCUUGGCCGCUAAAUACGGUCGGGCCCGGCGGCCCCCAAUGCGUAAAUGUAACCCCUGCCUAUUCAACAACAACAAAACAACAAAAAACACAUACACAUUUAUAAUUACGAAAAAAAAUUAUUAUCAAGAUUUUGUGACGAGAGAAAAGUGUUACACAACAGCAACAACAUGCCUACUGAUACACACACGAACACACAUAUACACACAACAAACAAACUAACACAUACACGCAUAAAUUUGCGUCAGGGAGAGAAACAGAAAAACAUUAUGAAAAGUGGUAACAAAAUCGUUUGUUUAAGAUAUUAUUCCAGUUUAUACUUUAUAUAUUUUUUAUAUAAAUUUCCUUACUCAACACUUCCAUGAUUAUCCACUAGCUAGCAGCUGCUGAUAGAGUACGAAAAGAUGAGAAAAAUCGGCGAAUAAAAACCGAAGCAAACGAGCCAAACCUCUUUUAAUUGAUCGGUUAAUUUAACAAACACAGAACUGACUCCCCUCAACUUAAAACAACAGAAAACAAUCGAAUGCAAUCAAUCAGAUGAUAGAGUUGCAGAGACAGCCUCAGAGAAAACUUGUAGAUCAACACAAAAUGCCAAUAGUUUAGUUUCACCUGCUGCAUUAGCUGAGUAAACCGUACUAGCACAAUAGAGUACCCGAACUGACUGUUUACGAAAAGGUUUCUAUCCAAUCCUUUGCUUGACACCACCAUGGUUAGAUACGCUCUACCAUAGUUCCACCAAUACUGAGUCUGACUAAAUUUUUGAAAAAAAUCGUUAGGUACAUAAUAGGAUUCACCUACUAAAUAUAAAAGUGGUUAUCAUCAUUUCGGGUCGGCUCUAAAGUAUUCCAUCUUCAAAUUGACCGAAAUGUGAUCUUUUGAAAUGAUACGAUUUGGUAGUGUCCUAGAGGUAUUUUCCUGAUUUUCGUUUUUUGAUUUCUUUAAAAAUAGAAAGUUUUCUUUAACCACGUGUGUUGUACCGUUUGCAUUUUCCUAUUGAACUCUCUCUUAACACGUACUCAAUUUUAGUGAUGUACGAAUUUGUUACCUCCCAAGACCCCACGGACUUAUUCAAAAAAAAAACUGACGCUUUUUUCUUUUAACUUGGUGCGAGUUUCGCUCAUACAAGAAAAAUUUUGAAACACGACCGUGCGCUUUUUGGUGAAGGUUUAUCAUGAUCGCUGCACGGCGCGGUGUAUUAGCUGAACUAGGAAAAAAGAGAACAUCAGUAACCAACCACACUUUAAUCGAUCGUCAAAACGUUAAAAAUAUACAAUACCGUAAUGA
Molecule: messenger RNA, 4533 nt
Organism: Uranotaenia lowii
Lineage: Eukaryota; Metazoa; Arthropoda; Insecta; Diptera; Culicidae
Gene: Tudor-SN
Product: staphylococcal nuclease domain-containing protein 1
Exons: 8
Coding region: 501-3263 (920 amino acids)
Biological process (GO): mRNA catabolic process; regulatory ncRNA-mediated gene silencing
Cellular component (GO): nucleus; cytosol; RISC complex
Molecular function (GO): nuclease activity; RNA binding
Source: RefSeq, a predicted model, not a curated record